ACCAUAGUCAUUUAUCAGACGUUGCUAAAAUUCAAGCAAAGAAAACAGUCGAAGAAAUGAAAACUCUUGCUAGAGAAAACAGUUUAACAACUCGUGCCAUUCUUGGAGAAGGCUCUUCACAGUUUUCUAAUGUCAUACCGUUGGUAUAUAUUUUGUUACCGGACAAAAAAGAAAAUACUUAUACUACAAUUUUCCGUAAUUUAAAAUUAAUAAAACCAGAUUUAAAUACAACUUCAAUUUUGAUUGACUUCGAAAAAGCAGUGAUGAAUUCUAUUAAAAUCGAAUUUCCUCAAACAAAAAUUCAAGGCUGUUUUUUUCAUUUAAGUCAAGCCUUAUGGAGGCAUAUUCAAGAAUAUGGUUUACAAACUCAAUAUUGUAACGACCCUGUAUUUGCUCUGGAGUUGAAGAAAUUGGCUGCUCUUGCCUUCGUACCAAUAGAAAAGGUAAUAGAAUACUUUGAAGGUCUUUUAGAAAAUGAAUUUUAUACAAAAAAUGAAGAGCUGUUGUCGCCACUAAUAUCUUACUUCGAAUGUACUUGGAUUGGAAGUUUAGACAGGAGAGGAAAACGAAGAUCUCCCUUAUUUGCAAUUGAUCUUUGGAAUUGUUUUAAUCGUUUGAAAGACGAUCUCCCAAGAACCAAUAACAAUAUUGAAGGUUGGCAUAAUGGGUUUUCUGCUCUUUUAACGUCUUCACAUCCUACUAUAUGGAAAUUUAUUAAUACUUUAAAAAAAGAAGAAAGUAUUAAUAAGAUGACAACCGAACAGCUUAUUGCUGGAUAUGUACCACCAAAAAAAUCAAAGUAUAAAGAUACAGCAAAAAAAAUGUUACAUAUAUGCGAAGAUUUCGAAAACCAACCACUCAAUGAUUACUUACAAGGAAUAGCUCACAAUUUUAAUUUAAACAAGUGA
Molecule: messenger RNA, 908 nt
Organism: Myzus persicae (green peach aphid)
Lineage: Eukaryota; Metazoa; Arthropoda; Insecta; Hemiptera; Aphididae
Exons: 2
Source: RefSeq, a predicted model, not a curated record